Messenger RNA from Oreochromis niloticus (Nile tilapia), 2039 nucleotides. RefSeq lists its product as uncharacterized. Bases 425 to 922 code for a protein of 165 amino acids. The record is from RefSeq and is a predicted model, not a curated record. The transcript is spliced from 4 exons. NCBI's taxonomy places the organism in Eukaryota, Metazoa, Chordata, Actinopteri, Cichliformes, Cichlidae.
CUGGGGUAUGUGCACGAGCAUGCUUGGAGCAGGGGUGAAAAAAACUAGGGUGGGCUAAAUCAGACACACAAACAUAGUUAGCAGUAGGAGGGGCGGCUCUGGGGCAUCCUGCAGUUGCUCGGUGACACUCAGGAGCAGUAGGACCCUUGGGAAAAAUCUACACUUUCCCUUUGGCUUUAAAAUAAUAAGAUUUGACUGUUGGGAUUGAACCGGAGUUUAUUUGGAUUUAUUUUGUCACAGUGUGGCUCCUGAAAGACCGAUCAGGAGAUCGAAUUGAUUUAACUGCUGUGCCACUGGGUGCAGCCAUAUGUUUUGGCCAUCGGGUGUCUGGAUGUGUGAGAACUGGGGGAGCAAGAAGAGUGACUGACGAGAAGAGACAAAAUCUAACACAGCAUUUGUUCAUGGUGACACAAGACAAGGAGACAUGUCGAGGCCCUCUUCCACCCAGACCACUCCUCAGUUCUACAGGGUCAGCGACAGAGAUCUCACCGAGAUCGAGCUGCAUUCUGUCGAUUCCAUCAACGACCUCCACCGAACACACCCCGAGCACAGCCACAAAGGAAUGAGACCUCCUCGUCCGGCGUACACACCUUCGUCAAAUGGGAACAUUUAUACCUGCGACACAACAGCGGCCAAUCAAAGAGGCCACCCAGGCAGCAAAUCCUGGCAGAGCCGACUGCAGGACAUGCUGAUGCCAAGUUCAUCCCGGGCCUAUGCCAUGGGCUGUGCUAUUAUCACUUUGCUUCUGCUCACAGUGUUACUAAUUUUUUACUUCUUAGUCCAGCAGGGCGGUGCAAUACGGAUGCUGAUGGAGGCAGUGAGAGAAAAAGAGGCUGCGGCCACAGAGCUGUCACUGCUGAUCCAAGAGCUGCAUGCACUGAGGCACAACCUGACAGCCAAGAGAGUGGCAGGAGGGACGUGAGGAAGAUACGCACAGAAAACAAAACACCGGCAGCGUUUUCAGAUUAUUACCGUAGAAAUAUGAGAUUGGAGUUUUCUGAAAACCAACUUCUAGGUUUACUAGGAUUAUUUGAGAAGGACUUUUAAAUAAAGCUUUUGUUUAAUGGUGGCAGUGAAGGGAAGUGGUUGAUCUCACAUUGCUUGAAAUAAUGUCAGACCAUUAUGUCAUUGCCACUGUGUCUAAAAAUGUACAAGCUGUUUUUAUACUGUGCUGUCAGUCGUUUUGGGUGACUCGCUAUGGGCAUCACAGGAAACACAUGAAGUACAAAUGCUGUGGACGGCCAGAAAAUUAAAUGGACUUCUGAUUUCAUCAACUUUGCCAAGUAUGUAUUUGAAAGAGUGACUGGGUACAUGUAUAGUUAGGUGUUUUCACCAAGUCGUUUAUUUAGUUUUCUGUCGUUCAUGAUGAUGUUUGAUGGGAUUUUUCAGUCAGAUUUAAUGUACACAUGUCAAGUUUUAAAUUUGUCUUUUCUUCCAUGGUAACAAGACACUAUUUUACUAUUGGUUAAAAAAAAUAUCUUGCAACAGUAAAACAGUAAAACAAAAUGAUCCUGUUGUUUGGUUGUCAUUACACUUUAGUCUUCCUAUGCAAUGUCCAUUAGAGUCAAAUUUAAGUACAGGUCCCGUUGAUGUAGCCAAACACAGUUUCUUUUCUUCCUUUCAUUUAUGACAAGAUAACUAAAUCUUAACUCGGCCACAGAAACAGCCAAAAAGUCUAAACAACUGAAAGACCACAGGUGACAAUUAAAGUGCAUGAUGGCAGAAUUAUCUCCAUGGAUACCAACUUCACAACCUCUGACCAAGUCAUGAACACUCGAGGAGGUAGGUGUAUCAUUGUUAAAGUUUACAAUCAAGAGAUGACUCCAUAAAUAGGAAUGCAAAGGAUUUACAGCAAGGUGUUAAUCACUGGUUACACUGGAAAACAGGAAGGGCAGAGAAGAUUUAAAAAUUUAAAAAAAAAAACCCUUUGGACUAAUGAAAUUAAAAUGAACUUGGACCACACUGCUCAAAACUGUAACUUCCAUUAGUAGUAUUAUUAUCCCCAUGAACUCAUAAACUGACAGCACCGUAACAAAAAA